This is a messenger RNA of Closterium sp. Naga37s-1, 1173 nucleotides long. The record is from the annotation of a GenBank genome assembly. NCBI's taxonomy places the organism in Eukaryota, Viridiplantae, Streptophyta, Zygnematophyceae, Desmidiales, Closteriaceae.
AUGAAGUCCAGUGCGGUUUCCCUAGUGAUUGUCGCCGAGCGUGUUCCUUCUCCCCGCUGCGUUCCGCGUUCCGCGCGACUCUGGCUCAUGGCCCUCCGCGUCCACCCCGCCUUGCCCCCGGGAACGCGCCCCUUGGCGAGUGUUACAGUAACGAGCAAACGUAAUAGUGUCUGCAACACGCUUCGGUCUCUUCCGCUCACCUGUGUCAUGCGGUGUAGAGAGCGCCACCAGCGCCCACAGGCGCCCAGUGGCGGUCUCAAGUGUUGCAGCGUUGAUCUUUCCCCACACCCUCCCCUUUCAGUGUUUGCAACACGGUCAGGCCUUUUCCGCUCGCCAGUAUGCGGGGGGGUAGAGAGCGCAACGAGCGCCCACGGGCUGGCAGCACCCGCUGUAGGCGCAGGCGCAUGGACUCCCUCCAUUUACAUCCCCUCAUUUCACUGCCAUUCCCCCCUCUUCGUACUACUCCAACCGCUUCAAUGCUUCCUCCCCAAGUGCUCUGCAGUGCCCCUUCUCUCUCCUGCCCUCCAACCAGCUCCCCUAGACAACUCCCACCUCCUUCACCACCUGCACUUUUCCAACUGCUCCACAGUUCUGCCCUCGUGCCCGUGCACUCGGCUCUUCCCUCUCGCUCACAGCUCACCUCGCAAGGUUGACUGCCACGUGUACCCGUGCCCCCCACUGUGCGUGUGCCCCCACGUGUCCCGGGAGCAGGUGAGCAAGGCGGCCAAGGGUGGAGAGGCCCCAUCGCCGCCAUCCAAUGCUUCGAUGCCCCCGUCAGCUCUUACCACCCCUCAAACCGCAUGUGCUCCAAAGAUCCCUGCCACGCCUUCACCUUCCCCCUUUUUCCUCUCUCUCUCUCUUCCUCUCCCCUCCACGUCGCCAUGCCGCCCCACCACGCAGGUGAGGGAGGCGCCACGUCUCUCCGCGCCUUCUAGCCGCAUUCGUGCACCGUGUGCGACGGCCUACCAGCCAGACCGCGUCAAAGACGGCAUCUUUGGCGCCAUCAUGGAGGUGAGCGCGGGUGGUAGGAGGCGAAUGGUGAGGGGAGGUGUCGGGGAGUGUAGGGAUGAGCACGAUGUGGUGCACGUCGCCAACAGCGGCCCCGUCACUCCCUUCCUCCACUCGCGCAAGCAGUCAGGCACAGAGGGCAACGGGCACAGUGCGGGGAACUAG